AUGAGUAUCCAGACACCACCCAGACUGCUGGACUUGGCAGCAAGAAGCUUGCUGAGGAUCGAGGCCUCAGCCAUCGCUGCUCUGGAGUAUCUGCCCCCGGAGCUCUUCCCCCCACUGUUCAUGGAGGCCUUCUAUGGGAAUCACAGGGAGACCCUGAAGGCCAUGGUGCAAGCCUGGCCCUUUGUCCGCCUGCCUCUGGGGGGCCUGAUGCCGAAGCCUCAUGUAGGAACCUUACAAGCAGUGUUGGAUGGACUUGAUAUCCUGCUUGCCCAGAAGGAUUGCCCUCGGAGAUGCAAACUACAGAUUCUGGAUUUAAGGAAUACUGACCAGAAUUUCUGGAGAAUGUGGUCUGGAGCCAGAGCCCAUGUGCGCUCCAGCUCACCUCUGGCACCAGUGGCUGAGGACAGGUCAAGGACAGAGCAGCCCUUGGCUCCCUUAGAGUUGUUCAUAGAACUUCACUUCACGAAGAGGACCAUGGAUGAAUUUCUCACCUACCUCAUCAGGUGGGUGGAACAGAGGAAAGAGUCUAUCCACCUGUGCUGUAAGAAGCUGAAGAUUAUUUCAAUGUCCAAGGAAAAUAUUAAGAACAUCCUGAGUAUGGUGCAGCUGGACUGUGUCCAGGAGUUGGAAGUGAAUUGCACCUGGCAGCUGUCCACCCUGGCUUUGCACGCUCCUCAUCUGAGCAAGAUGCGCAAUGUUCAGAGAAUCUUCCUCUCCCACGUCCACGUGUCUCCUUUUGAGGAGCAGGAGCAAGAGCAGCAGCAUGUUGCUCAAUUUACCUCUCAGUUCCUUAGGCUGCACCACCUCCAGGACCUCCGUAUGGAAUCUCCAUCCUUUUUGGAAGGCCACCUAAACCAGAUGCUCAGGUGCCUGAAGACCCCCUUGCAAAGCCUUUCAAUAACUCACUGCCUGCUAACGGAAGAAGACGUGAUGCAUCUGUCCCAGUGCCCAAACAUCGGUCAGCUACAUGGCCUGGAUCUAAGCGGUGUCAUGCUGACUGAAUUUAAUCUUGAGCCUCUUCGAGUUCUGCUGGAGAAAGUGGCAGCCACCCUGCAGACACUGGACUUAAAUCUGUGUGGGAUCAGGGACUCCCAACUCGAAGCCAUUCUGCCUGCCCUGAGCUGCUGCUCAGAGCUCAGGUCCUUCAGCCUGUGUGGGAAUCUCCUCUCCAUGGUUGUCAUAGAGAGGCUGCUGCAUCAUACGGAUGGGCUGCCUGUUUUAGAUCUAGAACUUUAUCCUGCCCCUCGUGAGAGUUACAGCCCUCACAGGGUUCUCCACCCAGAGAGACUUGCCCAGCUUCAGGCUGAGGUGUUGAAAAUUCUGAGAGACUUGGGACGCCCCAGGACCAUCUGGCUUAGCUCCAGCCCCUGUCCUCACUGUGGAAAUGACACAUGGUAG
Phacochoerus africanus (Common warthog) is the source of this 1398-nucleotide messenger RNA. RefSeq names its product PRAME family member 27-like. Bases 1 to 1398 code for a protein of 465 amino acids. The transcript has 4 exons. Gene Ontology annotation, biological process: positive regulation of cell population proliferation; negative regulation of apoptotic process; negative regulation of cell differentiation. Gene Ontology annotation, cellular component: cytoplasm. The record is from RefSeq and is a predicted model, not a curated record. Lineage: Eukaryota; Metazoa; Chordata; Mammalia; Artiodactyla; Suidae.